AUCAGCAUCAAUGUCCACGUGAAGAACCUAGUUAUGUUGACAGUGCCAACCCAACAAAAGGCACUUUCACAAUAUAUAAAAGAAGGUAUUCCUUUUUUAAAGUUUACUUUUAUAUUUGUUGUUAUAGUUGAGUUAGGCAGGGCUUUUGUGCAGUCCUAAGAAACAUACUGCCUAGAGUGUUUUUCACUUUGUGGAAGAGUUUCUUUAUUUAUUUAUUUUUCUGUUAGUGUAUGGAACUGAGGUGCUUCCUCAGGAGCUCCUUCAGUUGUUGGAGGAUGGAGAAGGGGACGCAGCCAUGACUUGUGAGAUGUCGUCUGAGUCAGCUACUACUCACUAGGAGAUCAGAAACAUGGUGUCCUUGCAAAAGUGGAAAGAGGCCAGGCCUUGUCUUAUAGACAAUAUGUUAGCUACUCUGGAUCCACUGUCACACCGUGUGUGUCAGUGUGGCAAACAAGUAGUUGUGAGGUGUCUGGAGUGCCUUCCUCUUCCAUUCCUUUGUGCUGAGUGUGAUAUUGCAGUUCACACACGCUUUGUUCUGCACAACAGAGAGGCAGUAACAGGAGGGUUUUUGCAGCCUUCAUCAGAGUUUCACAAGCCAAUAGGCCAGACCAUGUGUGUGACUGCCAAGCAGGUAACGUUGAGGUUUCACCCGGCGCAAUUGUGGCUCUUGUAACCAUAAAUGGCUGUUAUAACCUUGCACUGCCAGUGGUGAGCUGCACAAGCUGUGACCUAAUGUGGUCCCCCUCAGUUAAGGACAUCCUGGGUAGUGGAUAUUGGCCUGGCACCUUAAAUUUCUGCACCCUGUUUUCAAUGGAUGUCUUUCAGUCUUUCUAUGACAUUAAGAAGGCUGCACCAGGGAUGUCACUUAAGGCAUUUGUCAAAAUGCUGGAUGAAAGAACAGCCCAUUUUGGAAGGACUGGCCGAAUAUCAGCUGAUGCCUUCAGUAAAAGCUUUGUGGAGUGGAGUGCUGUAAAGUUUGAGGUGGACAGGAUGUGCAAGGAGCCAUGCAUUAGCUGCCCUGCCUGCACUCCAGACGUGCUUGCCGUCUCAGUUGAUGGAAACCGUAAGCUUUAUCGCAUUCAAUCAAAUACAAGCACUUCAGAGCAGGCGAACUUUGAAGGUGUCUUCAUUGAAAAAGAUGAGGAAGUUGCUGAGUUUAUGAAAUACAUCCAGAGACACACAAAUGAUAUCCCGGGGAAAGGGUUGUGCGGAUCUUCAUCUUGGACAGCAGCAAAGUAGUCGUCCAAAAAGUCCACUGGGAAGUUGGAUGAAGAGGGCAUGGAAAUAGCUGUUUGUCGCCACGGAGUCCUCUUAGCUGCAUUGAACAUGUUUCGAGGGGAGAUCUUUGCUUACCCCCUUUUUCUCCAGAGGAAGUUGGCAGCUAGCGUCCCAGGACAUAUUACGUUCCUUUGCUCCGAUGUGGCCUGUAAAUAUUUCCCAUAUUUAACCAAGGUGGCUCAGCUGAGGAACCCCUUGUCAAUGCGUCCUUUUCUCUCCGUCAUGCAUGCAAAGGCUCACAUUUGGAAAUGCGAGGUAUACUGCAGCUUGUAGUUUUGGAUUAGUUUGAGACAUUUUGUUAUAAGGUUGAAUGAAUUCAGCAGUCAUGUAUUGUGACCUCCUUUCUAUAGAUCAAAUGGGGAGGUGCGUUUCAGGAUGGGGCCGGUUCUACAGUUGGAAAAGAGGUGGGACAAGUAAACAGUUUCCUGUCUAGGGCAGCCAUUGAAGUACAUGUCUAAAGCAGGGCGAACAGACAUGCUGACCCUCCUGGCUUUGGGGUGGAACAAAAGGAAAGUGGAACAACUGGGCCGCAGUUUGAGCCAGAGAUAUCUCAAGAUCAUAAGGAUCCUUAGAGAACAAGUGGAGAGCCUGAAUGCGACCAAAAAUGAGCUGGGUGUGGAUGACGACACACUGCAGCAAUGGGUGGCCGAUGUGCAGAAAUGGGCUGAAGAAACUGAUCAAACUGAUGGCAGCCUUGGAGCGUUGCAGGCACGAAUAGAGGAGCUUGUCGUCAUCAUCAGAGUGCGAACACAAAGUCUUUACAGACAAAAUGAUAGCAACAAGAGGGGACACAGAAUUCGCAAGGUCAUCUUAGAUGAGAAGAAACGCUUGGCGGCUGCUGUUGACGACUACAACAAGCUUGCUGAACCAACAAACAAAUCGUAUCCAGUGAUGCCCUCAUCCAGACCGACAUUUGGCCCUGGCAGAGCACAAGUGAACCUGCUGCUCAACUCCAGACAAAGAGAAAGGUCUUUGAGAAGGUGAUGGCUGUGAGGCGCCUGAGAGAGGAGGAGAUGAUCCUUUGCAGGGAGAUGCGGCAUCACUGGACAGUGUUGCGAAUGUGAUCUGUGGUGUUGGGGACAAUCUCCUCAGACUCCUCCCUUGUUGGCAUGUCGGAGGAUGCACAGAAGGGACUCCAUAGCCUGGUUUUAAAAAAACAAAGUGAAUUGAAAUGCUCAAAAUAAAGGACAUGUACAAGAGAAUCCUCAGCCACCAACCACUCCUGGAAAUGGACUCGGAGGAGGAGGAAGACAUUCCAGACGAUGCCACUGAGAGUGAUUUGAGCACUUCUGAUGAAGACUGAUUGUGUCAUCAUUGAUGUUAUUUUUGGUAAAAUAAAAAGUUAAUCACAUCUCUGUUUAAUGUGAUUU
Molecule: messenger RNA, 2648 nt
Organism: Oreochromis aureus
Lineage: Eukaryota; Metazoa; Chordata; Actinopteri; Cichliformes; Cichlidae
Exons: 12
Coding region: 1729-2262 (177 amino acids)
Source: RefSeq, a predicted model, not a curated record